Molecule: messenger RNA, 1437 nt
Organism: Camellia sinensis
Lineage: Eukaryota; Viridiplantae; Streptophyta; Magnoliopsida; Ericales; Theaceae
Source: RefSeq, a predicted model, not a curated record
AUGAGAAGCCAUGAAUGGCAUCUUAAUCCCUACUCUCUCUCAUGCUCAUGCCCAUACUUCUCUUUCGUCUUCCACACUGCUUCUCUUUGUUUUCUCUCUCUAACUCUUCACUACCCAAUUCCCAUUUCCUUGGCCGAAAAAUCGCCCUCAAAGUCGAUUCUUUCGGGCAUUGCGAACACCAAGUCUUGGUUCCAGUUCUAUGGCAGCGGCUUUGCCAUUCGCGUUCCUCCUCAGUUCGAGGACAUCAUGGAGCCCGAGGAUUAUAAUGCUGGAUUAUCUCUUUAUGGAGAUAAGGCUAAGCCAAAGACCUUUGCAGCACGGUUUGCAUCUUCAGAUGGAUCUGAAGUUUUAAGUGUUGUCAUUCGCCCAUCCAAUCAACUCAAGAUCACCUUUUUAGAGGCUAAAGAUAUAACAGAUUUGGGUUCAUUGAAGGAUGCAGCAAAAAUAUUUGUUCCAGGUGGGUCAACUCUAUACUCUGCUCGCUCAAUAAAAAUUAAAGAAGACGAAGGUUUCAGGACUUACUACUUUUAUGAGUUUGGUCGAGAUCAACAACAUGUUGCAUUAGUAGCUACUGUCAACAAUGGAAAGGUAUUUAUUGCUGGAGCUCCUGGCCCAAGAGAGAGCACAUGCAUAUGUGUGUUGUUUUUCUCUCUCCCAUGUGACCCACUCUUCAACCUAUACUUUUUCUUUUUUAUUCUUUACCCACACUCCUGUUUCCCACGUUGCUCAGAUUCUCCAACCUAUAUUUUUUCUUUUUCAUUACACUCCUGUUCCCCACUCCACUUUCUUUUCUUUUUUAUAUUUAUUUUACUCCAUCUUUUGAAAAGAAACCGAAACAUCCACUGGUUUGCACAUCCAUCAUCUUACUUUUCCAUUAGUGGUAGGACCCGACCAAACAAAUUUGAAUCUCACAUUUCCUUUUUAUUUUUUAUUUUUAUUCCUUUCACAUUCACACAUUUCUCUUCAAUUUUAUUCACAUACUUCUCUUCAAAUUUAUUUUCUUUUAUUUUCAAAACAAAAAAAAAAAGAAGAAGAAGAAGAAGAAGAAGAAGAAGCAGCAGAAGCAGAAGCACUGCACACCAAACUCAUUUUAUUCAUGUUGGGGCUCACCCCGAUCACCAUGUUCCAACACCCACAUCCACCGGCGGGAUUUUUCUUCUCUACUCUGCCGCCGGUCUCCUCUUUUUGCCUCCGUCCUGGGCGGCCCUUGACGUUGCUGCCUCUAUGUUUCCUAGACCACCAAGCAAGUUGCCUCCUCCUUGCUCCUCCACUGCAGCAUAUGGCGGACCUCCAAAUCGGAACAUCACGGUGGCCUUCCGCUUCAGCUCUUUGUUUUCCGCCUUUAACACACUUAUCUCUGCUCGCGCAUCCUUAUACAUGCGCUGGAAAAACAUUCAAGCUACACAGAAAUUCAUCAUUGGCUUGGAUGCCAGAUGA